Mercenaria mercenaria is the source of this 17763-nucleotide messenger RNA. RefSeq lists its product as uncharacterized. The record is from RefSeq and is a predicted model, not a curated record. Gene Ontology annotation, biological process: protein palmitoylation. NCBI's taxonomy places the organism in Eukaryota, Metazoa, Mollusca, Bivalvia, Venerida, Veneridae. The coding region runs from base 132 to 1880 and encodes 582 amino acids. Gene Ontology annotation, molecular function: protein binding; palmitoyltransferase activity. Gene Ontology annotation, cellular component: Golgi membrane. The transcript has 10 exons.
CUUGAAAUGUUCGGCAUGGAAUCAAAUAUGGCUACCGAGAAAAGCAAAACUUAUUUCGCAAUUUGAAUAACAUGAAUUAAAGCAACAAAAAUAGUUUGAUAGAGAAUAUUACGUAUCGCAGCUUUAGCAAAAUGUCUUCACAAGCAUUUCGAGGUCCAGAAGAAACUUCUGUAAAUCCAGAACUUCAGGUAUUGAUGCAUGCAGUCAGUAGCUGUGCAGGUGUGGCAGUGCAGCAACUUCUGAAGCAAAAUCCGGCACUUGUGAAAGAAAAAGGAUGGCAUGGACAAACUGCUUUACACAGAGCUUGUCUGUCCGGAGAUGGUGCCAUGGUACGGCUGUUGCUGGAGUACGGUGCAGACCCAAAUGCUACCAACGACUUUUUGGAAACGCCAGUACACUAUGCAAGCAAAAGAGGAAUUCCUACUUUAGUGCAUAUCUUGGCACAAGCUGGUGGCAGACUGGAUGUAAAAGAUAAAAGUGGAAAAACAGCUGUACACAAUGCUGCACAAACUGGAAGUGUGUAUAUGUUGCAAUACCUUGAAGAAAAGGGUUUUGGAUUCCGAGAUGUUGAUAAUAGUUUGCAGAGUCCUUUACAUUGUGUGUGUUCAUUUGGUCAUCUUGAAGCCUUUAAGUAUCUUCUCAGAAAAGGGAGAAGUGACCCUAGACAAGGAGAUUCCAAAGGUGACACUCCGCUUCAUAUAUGUGUACGAGAAGGGUACGCUCACGGCAGUUGGCUUCUUAUCAACUACCUUGGUCUUGAAUGUCUACAUGUGAAAAAUAAUCUCGGACAAACUCCACUUGACAUCAUCAAACAAUUUGAUACUUCUAAAAAGACAGGACAUUCUCAGCUUUUACCACUUCUUACAGAGCUUUCGAAAAUGUCCCAGAAUUCCAAAGUACAGGGACCAAAUCAGCUGUGGUACUUCCAUCUACUGAUGCCAACUGUAGUUUAUGCUUUUGCUGUAUUGCUUGCAUUGAAUGUUUUCCCGAAUUACCAAGGAAUUAUCUUCGUGCUUGCUUUGGCAUACAUUAUAAAAUCUGCCAUGAAAGCCUCCCAUAGACUUAACCAUGUUUCAAGAUGGGCCAAUCCAUUGUUUGCAGGAACAUUCUGUGCUGGCAUGCUGCAUACCAUGCUUGUCUACUACUGGAAUAUACCAAACUAUUUACCCCACCAAAUACUGUUAUACAUUUCUAUUAUUUGCAAUAUAUUUCAGCUGUACCUGUAUUACAAGUUGAUCACAGUAGAUCCAGGUGUGGUGAAAACUGGAGAAUUGAAUGAGAAAACAAGACAACCAGUCACACUUAGUGAUCUCUGUGAUAAAAAUUCCACUAUGGAAUUAUUCUGCCAUGAAUGUGAGAUUGUGAGAUCCAAGGUUACGAAGCACUGUAAGCUGUGUGACUUGUGUUAUUACAGAAUGGACCACCAUUGUUUAUUCUUACUAAAAUGUGUCGCCUAUAACAACCACGCUCGUUUUGUCUGGUUCCUUAUAGAAACAGCUUUUGUUAUGUCGAUGUUUGUAUUCCAAGCUUAUCUGUAUGUGAAAUCCAAAUACCCGGAGAAACCGUACAAGACAAUGAUACCGGACAUGUUCUGGGAUGACUGUUGGAUACUAAGUAUGGUGUUUUUAAACGUAGGCAGCAUUAUAUGGGCAAUUUCUUUAAUUAAGUACCAGCUAGAUGUUGUAGCACGUGGACAUACUACGUAUUUCCAGCAGAAAAUUAGCACGCUGACGGCAGUAGAUAAACUAUUCAAUGUUCUGUAUUUUCUACGAGGUAGAGCGGUGUAUAUUACAGAUUUUGAGUUUGAUGAGAAAGAGAAACAAUAUCCGACACAGAAAGGUUAUCCAGUACAGCCAGCAUACCCGGUCCAAAAUGUCUAAAUGUUUAUUUGUUUAGCUGAUAGGUUUUUAAUAUGUUACAUACAGAUCAGCUCACACGGAAAACCCACUUUCUGUUAUUCCUGGAAGGAAAAGUCGUGCAUAGCGAGGAAUUCCUCCGAGUACUGCCUUAUUCUCACUCUGAGUAUUGAUUGUUAUAGUUUUAUUACUUUAGCGGAAUUUCAUCGAGUCACUCCGAGAAAUUACUUGACAGAACUCCGAGUCGAAAUUAUACAGGUAACACUCUAAUGAUUUCGAGUAUUUUAAUGCCACUCCGUGCGACUCUGAGUCUGUAAUAAACAACUAAUCAGUCAUUUCGAGUGACGCGAGAUGAUUUCACGAAAUUCCGAGGCAGUAUUCCCUUACCUUGAUGGAAUUUUUAUAUAAUUAGCUUGUUUUUUUUACUUGAUAAAAUUUGUGUAUUUUGAUAUUGAAACUGUUUCUGACCACAAGAAUUAGAUUAAGCAGCAUAUUUAUGUAAAAUGGAUUAAAUUUUUUAUCAUAUAAAAUGAAAUAAACUUUCAAAUGACCGCCGUGUUAAAGAAAAGUGAUUUGUUAAGGUAGUUCUGCACGUUAGGAUCUAAAUUUUUUCUACAAUGUAGAAUUUGAUUAAACUCUGAUUUUUCAAAACUUCGGAAUAUACUAAGAAAAUUCAGCAAAUAAAAAAGAUAGGGUCGUGUGCUUGAUUUUUUGCUAGACUGAUUUGAAAAAUUUCGACCUCACUCAAGUUUUCAUAAUGCGAGUCUAUGGGAAAAACGCAAUUUUCAAAACAUUUUCGCGAAUAGAAAUAUUUCUACAAUGUAGAUUUUAAUGAAACUUCUCACAGUCAUAAAUAAACAUAUGGCCUAUAAUAUGGUGAAAUAAGAUGUAUAGGUCCGUGUGCUUAUUUUUGAGAUAUUUGACUACGAUUAAAGAGAACCGCCUAUUUCAAGCUGAUUUUAAGACAUUAUUUUGAAUUAUUUAACGUGUAAGAUGUUUUAAUAUCAUAUUUUAACUUUAGAAAGAUAGUAACAGUGCCAUUUUGAUACAUUUAUUCACAGGUUGCCCUUAAUUCAUAAAUUGAUUUUCGUUUCCGUACGCCGAAUCCAGGCAUUAUUCUACGUUUUCCGGAUAAGUGACGUUACGCCAUCACUUCCGGUUUUUCAAACGUGCAGAACUACCUUAAAUUCUGAUAUUGAAAUAAUUUCAGACUUUGUGAUUGAAUUUAGAAAAUUUAAUAAAGUUAUGUAAAAUGCACUAAAUUAAGCAUAAUUCAUAUAAUUGUUAAGUAUGAUAUUGAAAUACUUUCUGACAAUGCUUUUUAAAUAAGAAAUGAAUUAUGUAAAAUGGACUAAAUUUAAGAAUUACAUAAAACUAAACAAACUUUCAGAUAACUGGCGUUAAAGAAUAGUGAUUUGUUAAAUAUCAUAUUCAAAUAGUUUCUGACAGUGCAAAUUAAAUUGAACUAAAUUAAGAACAAUAUAAAACUAGAUAAACUUUAAGAUAAUGGCCGUUAAAGAAUAGCAUUCUUUUUAUUGAAAAUUAUAGGGAAAAUGAUUAAUUUUCAUUAUGAAAAUGGUCUUUCAUUUAUUCGUUUGGAAGGAAUUAUAACAAGAGCUGUCAGUGGACAGCGCCCUCGACUAUUCUCAGUGCUUGAUAGUAUAAUAUAAGCGAUGAGUAAAACUUUAACAUUACAAUAAGCAUAUUCUAUGUCAAAAAGGGGCCAUAAUUCAGUCAAAAUGCUUGAUAGAGUUGCCUCCUCCUUAUUACAGACUGGGGUCAUGAUGGUAAGCAAGUAUGCAAAAUAUGAAAGCAAUACCUCAAUGGACUUUGAAAAUAUUUGGGGUGGUAUGCAAACUUUAACAUUUAUUCUAAGUUGAAAAGGGGCCAUAAUUCAGUCAAAAUACUUGAUAGAAUUGCAUCCUCCUUUUUACAGACUGGGGUCAUGAUGGUUAACAGGUAUGCAAAAUAUGAAAGCAAUAUCUUCAUGGACUUUGAAAAUAUUUGGGGUGGUACGCAAACUUUAACAUUCUAAGUCGAAAAGGGGCCAUAAUUCAGUCAAAAUGCUUGAUAGAGUUGCCUCCUCCUUUUUACUGGGGUCAUGAUGGUAAACAAGUAUGCAAAAUAUGAAAGCAAUAUCUCAAUGGACUUUGAAAAUAUUUGGGGUGGUACGCAAACUUUAACAUUUGUGUGCCCACGCUAACGCCGAUGCCGGGGCGAGUAGGAUAGCUCCCCUAUUCUUCGAAUAGUCUAGCUAAAAAGGGAAAAUAAUUGCUGCCGUGUCCACUCAAAAAGUUGUAACAUGUUAUAAGUGAACAGAAAAAUCUGGUUUAUUAAUCCCCCGCCGUGGCGGAGGGAUUAUAGGAAUGGUCUCCGUCCGUCCGUCCUUCCAUCCGUCCUUCCGUCCGUCCUUCCGUCCGUAACAAAAUCGUGUCCGGUCCAUAUCUCCUAAACCCCUCGAAGGAUUUUCAUGAAACUUGGGUCAAAUGAUCACCUCAUCAAGACGAUCUGCAGAACCCAUGAGUCAGCCUUGUCGGUUCAAGGUCAAGGUCACAACUCGAGGUCAAACGUUUGAGCCUGCCAUUUUGUGUCCGCUCUAUAUCUCCUAAACCCCUUGAAGGAAUUUUAUAAAACUUGGGUCAAAUGAUCACCAUAUCAAGACGAUGUGCAGAACCCAUGAGUCAGCCAUGCCGGCUCAAGGUCAAGGUCACAACUCAAGGUCAAAGGUUUGAGCCUUCCAUUUUGUGUCCGCUCUAUAUCUCUUAAACCCCUUGAAGGAAUUUUUAGCUCAUCUGAUUUUUUGAAAAAAAAUGAUGAGUUAUUGUCAUCACUUGAGCGGUUGUCGGCGUCGGCGUUGGCGUUGCCUGGUUAAGUUUUAUGUUUAGGUCAGCUUUUCUCCUAAACUAUCAAAGCUAUUGCUUUGAAACUUGGAAUACUUGUUCACUAUCAUAAGCUGACCCUGUAUAGCAAGAAACAUAACUCCAUCUUGCUUUUUGCAAGAUUUAUGGCCCCUUUUGUACUUAGAAAAUAUCAGAUCUCUUGGUUAAGUUUUAUGUUUAGGUCAGCUUUUCUCCUAAACUAUCAAAGCUAUUGCUUUGAAACUUGGAAUACUUGUUCACCAUCAUAAGCAGACCCUGUAUAUCAAGAAACAUAACUCCAUCUUGCUUUUUGCAAGAUUUAUUGCCCCUUUUGGACUUAGAAAAUCAGUUUUCUUGGUUAAGUUUUAUGUUUAGGUCAGCUUUUAUCCUAAACUAUCAAAGCUAUUGCUUUAAAACUUGCAACACUUGAUCACCAUCAUAAGUUGACCCUGUACAGCAAGAAACAUAACUCCAUCCUGCUUUUUGCAAGAUUUAUGGCCCCUUUUGGACUUAGAAAAUAUCAGAUUUCUUGGUUAAGUUUUAUGUUUAGGUCAACUUUUUCUCUUAAACUAUCAAAGCUAUUGCUUUGAAACUUGCAACACUUGUUGACCAUCAUAAGCUGACCCUGUACAGCAAGCAACAUAACUCCAUCCUGCUUUUUGCAAUAAUUAUUGCCCCUUUUGGACUUAGAAAAUCAUUUUCUUGGUUGAGUAUUAUGUUUAAGUCAACUUUUCUCAUAAACUAUCAAAGCUAUUGCUUUAAAACUUGCAACAGUUUUUCAACAUCAUAAGUGGACACUGAACAUCAAGAAACAUAACUCUAUCCUGAUUUUUGCAAGAAUGAUGGCCCUUUUUAUACUUAGAAAAUCAUGGGUAGGACAAUAUUUCUAUCACACAAAAAAAAAUCAGAUGAGCGUCAGCACCCGCAAGGCGCUGCUCUUGUAUAAAACUUUGGUCAAAUGAUCACCUCAUCAAGACGAUGUGCAGAACCCAUGAGUCAGUCAUGCCGGCUCAAGGUCAAGGUCACAACUUAGGGUCAAAGGUUUGAACCUUCCAUUUUGUGUCCGCUCUAUAUUUCCUAAAUCCCUUGAAGGAUUUUCAGACCUUAUGAGUCAGCCAUGUCGGCUCAAGGUCAAGGUCACAACUGAAGGUCAAAGGUUUGAGCCUUCCAUUUCGUGUCCGCUCUAUAUCUCCUAAACCCCUUGAAGGAAUUUUAUAAAACUUGGGUCAAAUGAUUACCUCAUCAGAACGAUGUGCAGAAAUUAUGAGUCAACCAUGCCAGCUCAAGGUCAAGGUCACAACUAAGGGUCGAAGGUUUGAGCCUUCCAUUUUGUGUCCACUCUGUAUCUCCUUAACCCCUUGAAGGAUUUUCAUCAAACUUGGGUCAAAUGAUCACCUCAUCAACAACUCAUGAGUCAGCCAUGUCAACUCAAGGUCAAGGUCACAACUGAAGGUCAAAGGUUUCAGCUCUGUAUCUCCUAAACCCCUUGAAGGAUUUUCAUGAAACUUUGGUCAAAUGAUCACCUCAUCAAGACGUUGUGCAGAAUUCAUGAGUCAGCCAUGUCAGUUCAAGGUCAAGGUCACAGCUGAAAUCAAAGGUUUUACCCUUUCACUAUCCAUAGCAGUGGCGGGGGAUUUAGCUGUCUUUCAGACUGCCUUGUUUUAAUGUAAAAUAGAAAGAUACUAUUAUAAUUAUUCAUAAAUUACUUUGUUUUUUUCGUGUAUCACUACAUAAAAUAUAAUUAUCUUGCUCCAUGUAAUCUGAAAUCUGUCAAUGAAGUUACUCGAAGACCCAAUUAAAUUUGUAUAGGUAAUUAUUCAUUCGACUCGGAGUCACUCGAAGAAAUUCCGUCAAGUGACUCGCAAACAAAAGAAACCAAUACAGGUGUGUAUUCCGCUAAUUGGAUUUCAUCUCGAGUUACUCUGAGAAUUCCUUCAAGUGACUUCGAAUAAAUCCUCGAAGUCAGACAGCGAAAUUCCUUGACGGAAACUGGCCAUCCUCCAAGGAUCGAGUAGAAUGGGUUUUCCGCGUGAGCUGAUCUGUAUUUUGGCAGUAUUAGAAGGCAUAUGACAUAGAAAAAGUAGGUGGAAAACAGAAAACACAUGAUAUUUAACACUGGAUCUUGAUAACAUGAAAAAGGUUAGGAACAGAAAAAUAACGAUAUAGUAAGGACACUUUGUUACAGAGGAUGGUGAUUUCCCCGAGUUUGAACUGUUACAAAGUUUUGAAAGUGCUCAAAAUCUGUUUGUUAUAUAAAUUAAUCAUUCCAAAAAUAUAGGGGAAAAAUCUUUUCAAUGAAUAUUUUUCCUAAGAAAAAAAAAACAAACUUUUUCACCUGAUAAGAUAAUGUUAUUGUGUUAAGUUAAAAAUAUAUUUGAUUGAAGAAAUUUUUGAACAUAUUUAUUGUGCAUGAGGGACAUGCUAUAGUUGCUUUUUUGCUAGGCAAUUGAAACCCAUAAUGCUGUAAAAUUUUGCCAUAAAUCCAGUUUACAACCUUUGCUCUGAAAUAUACUUUUCCCACAUUUAUAGUUACUGUCUUUGCUGUUUUGAGGGAAGAAAAAGGCAGGCAUGGUUUCCAUGUUAUGGCAUUGUAUCAUACUGUGAUAAAUAUGUAGACAUUAGAAAGGAUGUUUUUACUUUGGUUUCAAAAUUUUCUUUAAUGUGAGAUUAUGUUAAGGUAGUGUGUUACUUUAUAAUAGACUCAAACCUAUUUUUGUGUUAAUAUAGAUAUUAUAAAUAUAAAAAGUCAGUAAAAAUCCUUGUGUAGCUAUGGAAUAUAUUAAAGUGGCAUUAUGCGCAUCUUACUGCACAUAGUGUGUUUUGGUGAAUGUUUUAUAAAAGCAUUUUUCGGUUUCUAUGCAUUUAAAUGUGUUAAAUUAACGAUAAUGUUGCAUAAGUAUUUGAAGUUGAUGCUUUAGAAAUAAAGAAAUUGGCCAUAUAAAAUAAUAGUUCUUUUCUUCAGUCUUCUAUGCAGUGAUCUCCCUUACCUAUAGGUACAGAUUUCUGAAGUUGAAGGGAAGCAACUCCUGCAUGCUGCUUGACCUAUCUUAAAAAGACUGCCCGAAGUCAAAAUAAGAAAAGCCAUAUUUGGAAAGUUAUUAUUUUGUAAUGGUAACAGGAAGAAUUUGGUAUACUGGGUUAAAAGCUAUAAUUUUCUCCACCCUUUUGACAAACACAUCUAUUUUAGCUGGAUUCUUACUUGAAAAAUGCGCAUAAUUCCACUUUAUAGGUAUACCUGUAUACUGCUUUGUAGAUCGUGAGAUUACAGAGCUUUGUAAGCCAGUCCAGAAUGUAUAAAUGUUUUAUAUAUUUAGUUUAUGUUCUUGUCAAUUGAAUUUUAAUAUAUAUUACACAUGAAAUAUAUAUAUAUAUAUAUAUAUAUAUAUAUAUAUAUAUAAAAAUCACCAAGCCCGUAAAUCUGGGCAGAUUCUUUUCAAUUCCAGUACCGUUAGUCUGCCCACUUUUACGGGUACAUCUGCCCACUUCUACGGUCCUUUACGGAUUGAAUCUAAAGAUGAAACGUAUAUCUGCCCACUUCUACGGUAUAGUAAAGUUAUAUAUAUAUAUAUAUAUAUAUAUGUUGUUGUAGCUACUGGCACAGUUUAUUUUCAUUCCGAUUGUUGUUUGUUGUUCCGUUGUUUUGUUUAUUUAUCUUUUUGUUUACUUUUCUCUUUUUAAACACAACUUUGAUCUUCAUUUGGGAUAUCUUGCACUUCAUAUGCCUGAUGGAGAAUUAGGAAGUUGUAAAUUAAAUAAAUAUUAUAUAAAUUGCUACUUGUUAACUGUGGAAUGAACUUUUUGAAUAUCUUUAUUCACACAAAUUUUUUGAAUUGUAUAUCAGGAUCUGACAUUAAGAAAUAACAUCAGAAAUGAAAAGGGGCAUUAAAUAUAGCAAUGUUGACUAGAGGUUUUGUUCAUUGUGUCCGGUCUCUCAGAUGAUUUACUCCUGCACUUUACAUAGGUCUUUGCAAUAACUUUAAGUCAGCAAGUUUGUUACCACAGCCCCUUUCACAAAAUAUGGUAGGUUUGCUCCACCAAACAUUGAAAAAGGGUACUAGCAGCUCCCUUGCUUCUCUUGUUCCCUUGUUACCAUGGAUACGGUCAGAAAUGAGGUGUUUGCAGUGAUUGAUACGAGUUGUAAAAUAGAAAAAGUGGAAACUGCACAGGUCACCAAACAUAACAAAAAUGAAAAUGAUGAAGACUUAGUUGAUUGAACGUGUUCAUGUUGAAAUGCAUACUACUGUCCACACCCUCUAGACCUGGGUUGAGUGGAACUCAACAUCUGCACAUGUUACGAAUACCGAAAAUGCAAUUAGAGACAUCUCAAGAUGCGUUCAUAUAGCAAUGUACAGGGAAUCUUCCAUGACAGAGUACAGUUCUGUGAAAAGCAGCAUAUUGUACCAGUUCAAAAUAAUAGGCUUACCCUAAACUAGAAAAUAAUAGGCAGAACUAAAACUGGAAUUUAGGGAGGGAAUCAGAGGUUAUGGAGUCUGCAUAUCACAGAAACUGCAAAAAAAAACAAAAUUAAAAAACAGGCAUCUUGUUCCACAAUCUACUCAAAAUAGUAUAAAUUAUUACUGGAUAUUGCCUAAAUGACAUUUCCACAGCAUCUAUUCUGUUAAAGAACAUAUGCAACUUUUGUUCUUCUGUGGGCAGUAUAUCAUAAUUAUGCAAAACAGCUAUAAUUUGCUGUGGUGAUGCGCAUUGUACCUGAUAGCAUUUUGUCUUUAGGUGUAUGUUGAUAGAUUGUUACUGAAAUAUUUAGUGGUUAUUAUAUUUUGUAACAAGGACCAAACACAUUUACAUUUUCCUUCUAGCAUAUAGAUCAUGCUUUGAAAUGAGACCACUUUCUACCUGUGUAGACAUAAAGAUGCCUUUUCUCUGAUUUGUAUUUAUGUGUUUGGUUCUGGCUAUACACUUUGCUAUUUUCUAAUGGUAUUUCUGUGUUUGAUAAAUAAAACAAAAACUAAUCCAAGUUCUUUUUUAUUGUCUCGCCCAUUUUUUGUGGGAGCGAGACUAAGUAAUCCAAAUUAUGGCGGCGAUGGCAGUAAUUAACUAUUGGGAAUAACUAAACAACUGUAUUUCUUUUAAACCUUGUAGGAUGUUUUAGAAACUAAUUUUACACCCCCAUUGUGAGUCCUGGCCCCCUAGUGACCUUGACCUUGAAGAAAUAAGCAUUUUUAGCUCAUCUGAUUUUUUGGAAAAAAAUGAUGAGUUAUUGUCAUCACUUGAUCGGCGUCGGCGUUGGCGUUGCCUGGUUAAGUUUUAUGUUAAGGUCAACUUUUCUCCUAAACUAUCAAAGAUAUUGCUUUGAAACUUGCAACACUUGUUCACCAUCAAAAGCUGACCCUGCACAGCAAGAAACAUAACUCCAUCCUGCUUUUUGCAAGAAUUAUGGCCCCUGUUUGGACUUAGAAAAUCAUGGGUAGGACAAUAUUUCUAUUAUACAAAGACAAAAAAAUCAGAUGAGCGUCUGCACCCGCAAGGUGGUGCUCUUGUUUAGAUUUUUUUUGUCGCCUUUGAAAAUUUACAAAAAUGACAAUAUCUCAAAAACUGUUACAUAUAUUGCUUUGAAACACUAUGAUGGUUCAAAAACUAAUUUGACACCUGAUGAGUCCUGGCCCCUUAAUGACAUUGACCUUGAAAAAAUCAGCCUUUGAAAAUUCACAAAAAAUCACAAAUUUUCAAGAAAUUGUUACAGAUAUAGCUUUGAAACUUUGGAAGAUGGAUUUAAAACUCAUUUUGCACCUAUUUCAUAACUCAAAGCUCCAGUGGGUGAGACACUUUCAGGCGGUGGCCAUGUAUUUUUAUUGAACUGGCUCAUUUGAUGGGCAGCUGGUACUGAAGCAUGGACACACCUCCAGAUGUAUAACACAAUAUCAAAAUUUUCAAAACAGGUAGCAAAAUAUGUAAGAUAACAAAAUUCCUUCAUCAGUAAUUUUGAGUUCUAGAAUCCUAUUUUACAGUACUGUUUUACUGUUUUAUUUGAGUUCUAUAUUGCAUGGCUAAGUUUGUUCUAUUUUACAGUUCCUUUUUACUUUUGAUUAGAGUUCUAUACUGUAUGGCUAAGUUCUUUCUAUUUUAGAAUACUGUUUUACUGUGUGAUAGAAUUCUAUACUGUAUGGCUAAUUUCCUAUUUUAAAGUACCUUUUUACUGCGUGUUGAGUUCUGUAAUUGUGUCGAUGUGACGUUCCACACCCUCCCUCACUCCCCCCCACUCCCCUAAAAAAAAGAGUUCUAUACUACAUGGCUAAAUUCUUUUUAAUUUUACAGUACCGUUAUACUGUGUAUUAAGAGUUCUACACUGUAUGGCUGAAUUUCUAUUUUGCAGUACCUUUUUACAGUGUGCUUAGAAUUCUGUACUGUGUGGCUAAAUUCCUUCAAUUUUACAGUACCUUUCUGCUAUGUGACUGACUUACACAGUAGAGGCCCCAUGUGGUUCUGGGACGAUCUAUGUAUAAAAAGAAUUGGAACCACUGCCUUACCCUUGCAUGAUCAUAAGAGGCGACUAAUAGGGUCUUAACACUUGGUUUUGCUUAACUCUGUGAUUCCAGCAGGUAUGCAAAUUUUGAUUCCAUACCUCAUGUUUUUAUUUCGAUGUAAAUGAGAUGUGAAACCAAAAUUUGUAGUCCUGUUUGGCGCCAUAUAACCUAUACUGUGUUGGUGUGCCGUAAAACCCAAAUAAAUAAAUAAAUAAAUACACAGUAAAGGGCUGUUCCCCAUGUUUCACCGAUUACAGACUGUUUAUAACGUUUUGAUUUUAGUUUCAUCUGCAUUUACUAAACAGGAAGGCGUACUCAGUUUUAAAAAUAAUUGCAUGAUUUGUGCCUUUCAAGGAUCUUUUUCAUGACUUUUUCUGUUAUAUGAUCUGGCCACAGCAAUGUUUUAUUUAUAUGAGACAGUGCAUCCAUGACAUAUAACUACUUCUCACUUGUCUUUGUCAGGAUUUUUUUAAAAUUCUUAUAGAUGUUAUAAUUAUGUGGGUUUUUUAGCUCACCUGUCACGAAGUGACAAGGUGAGCUAUUGUGACCGCUUGAUGUCCAUCGUGCGUCGUCCAUUGUGCGUCAACAAUUUGUAAAAAGAUCUUCUUGAAAACCAUUGGGCAGAAUUUCACCAAACUUCACAGGAAUGAUCCUUGGGUGGCCCCCUUUCAAAAUUUUUCUAAGAAUUGAAUUCCAUGCAGAACUCUGGUUGCCAUGGCAACCGAAAGGAAAAACUUUAAAAAUCUUCUCCUCAAAAACCAGAAGCCUAGAGCUUAGAUAUUUGGUGUGAAGCAUUGCCUAGUGGACCUCUACCAAUUUUGUUCAAAUCAUGACCCCGGGGUCAAAAUUGACCCCGCCCCAGGGGUCAUUUGAUUUUACAUAGGAAAAUCUUAAAAAAUCUUCUUCUCAAAAACCAGAAGCACUAGAGCUUAGAUAUUUGGUUUGAAGCAUUGCCUAGUGGACCUCUACCAAGUUUGUUCAAAUUAUGACCCGGGGUCAAUUUUUGACCCCGUCCCAGGGGUCACUUGAUUUUACAUAGGAAAAUCUUCAAAGAUUUUCUAAAAAUAAACCAGAAGGCCUAGAGCAUAGAUAUGUCACAUGUAACAUUGCCUAGUGGACCUCUACAAAUCAUGACCCCCGGGGUCAAAAUUGACCCCGACCCAGGGAUCACUUGAUUUUACAUAGGAAAAUCUUAAAAAAUCUUCUUCUCAAAAACCAGAAGUCCUAUAGCUUAGAUAUUUGACCUGUAGCAUUGUCUAGUGGACCUCUACUAAAGUUGUUCAAAUCAUGACCCCGGGAUCAAAAUUUACCCCGCCCCAGGAGUCACUUGAUUUUACAUAGGAAAAUUUUCAAAAUUUUUCUAAAAAUAAACCAGAGGGCCUAGUGCUUAGAUAUUUCACAUGUAACAUUGCCUAGUAGACCUCUACAACAUUUGUUCAAAUCAUGACCCCCGGGGUCAAAAUUGACCCCUCCCCAGAGGUCACUUAAUUUUACAUAGGAAAAUCUUCAAAAAUUUUCUAAAAAUAAACCAGAAGGCCUAGAGCUUAGAUAUGUCACAUGUAGCAUUGCCUAGUGGACCUCUACAAAAUUUGUUCAAAUCAUGACCCCCAGGGUCAAAAUGACCCUGCCCCAGGGGUCACUUGAUUUUACAUAGGAAAAUCUUCAAAAAUCUUCUUCUCAAAAACCAGAAGCCCUAGAGCUUAGAUAUUUGACAUGUAGCAUUGCCCAGUGGACCUCUACUAAAGUUAUUCAAAUCAUGACCCCGGGGUCAAAAUUGACCCCGCCCCAGGGGUCACUUGAUUUUACAUAGGAAAAUUUUCAAAUUUUUUCUAAAAAUAAACCAGAGGGCCUAGUGCUUAGAUAUUUCACAUGUAGCAUUGCCUAGUAGACCUCUACAACAUUUGUUCAAAUCAUGACCCCCGGGGUCAAAAUUGACUCCUCCCCAGGGGUCACUUCAUUUUACAAAUGAAAAUCUUCAAAAAUUUUCUAAAAAUAAACCAGAAGGCCUACAGCUUAGAUAUGUCAUAUGUAGCAUUGCCUAGUGGACCUCUACAAAAUUUGUUCAAAUCAUGACCCCCCGGGGUCACUUGAUUUUACAUAGGAAAAUCUUCAAAAAUCUUCUUCUCAAAAACCAGAAGCCCUAGAGCUUAGAUAUUUGACAUGUAGCAUUGCCUAGUGGACCUCUACUAAAGUUGUUCAAAUCAUGACCCCGGGGUCAAAAUUGACCCCACCCCAGGGGUCACUUGAUUUUACAUAGGAAAAUUUUCAAAAAUUUUCUAAAAAUAAACCAGAGGGCCUAGUGCUUAGAUAUUUCACAUGUAGCAUUGCCUAGUAGACCUCUACAAAAUUUGUUAAAAUCAUAACCCCCGGGGUCAAAAUUGACCCCUCCCCAGGGGUCACUUAAUUUUACAAAUGAAAAUCUUCAAAAAAUUUCUAAAAAUAAACCAGAAGGCCUAGAGUUUAGAUAUUUCACUUGUAGCAUUGCCUAGUGGACCUCUACAAAAAAUUUUCAAAUCAUGUCCCCCGGGGUUAAAAUUGACCCCGCCCCAGGGGUCACUUGAUUUUACAUAGGAAAAUCUUAACAAUUUUUCUUAAAAAUAAACCAGAAGGCCUAGGUCUUAGAUAUUUGACAUGUAGCAUUGCCUAGUAGACUUCUACAAAAUUUGUUCAAAUCAUGACCCCCGGGAUCUAAUUGACCUCGCCCCAUGGGGUUACUUGAUUGUACAUAGAAAAAUCUUCAAAAUUAUCUAAAAAUAAACCCGAAGAGCUUAGAUAUUUGACAUGUAGCAUUGCCUAGUGGACCUCUACAAAAAAAUUUCAAAUCUUGACCCCCCCACUGUCAAAUUGACCCAGCCCCAGGGGUACUUUAUUUUAUGUUACUAUAAAUAGCUUAUUUAGUAACUUCUUUAUUAUUGGCCGUAGGGAAAAGCCAAGACCACUUUUCUGUGGUACAACAUGGAUGGUACCGCCAAUUUUUAGGUGUAUUUUGACAAAUCUGUACCUUUAAGAAAAUUUCAACUAUAUUUACUCAUAAUUCUUUUGAUUGAUCUUGAUUGUGAUUUUUUGACCUUCCUGUCCUGAAGUGCAAUGAUAACAGGUGAGCGAUAUAGGACCAUUAUGGCCCUCUUGUUUCAUGUAGAGUCUGCUAUUGAUCUUCUAAGGUUGUUUCAGCUAGGUCUAAGUGGUCAAAUUUUGGACCACCACAUGGGUUAGUGUGUUAUACAGAGUAGCAAACUGAAUUUUUUUUAAAAUUCUCAAAAUAUGAAAGGCAUAAGUACAAGAUAUCUUCUAUUUUUCCCCUUCAAGAGUUUUUGACGUAAAGUUUUUUGUCCAGUGCAUCAGCCAGUAUUUUUGUUUAUUCCUUUCAUUACAUUAAGGGUGCUGUAUUUAGUAUUUGCUUAGCAAGAAAUAUACUUAUUUCACAGAAUUUUAUGUAGAAAAUAUUGCCUUUUAGCUCACCUGUCAUGAAGUGACAAGGUGAGCAAUUGUGACAGCUUUUUGUCCGUCGUGCGUAGUGCGUUGUCCGUCGUGCGUUGUCCAUCACGAAUUUCUAAAAAAAAUCUCUUCUUGAAAACCACUGGGCAGAACUACACCAAACUUCACAGGAAUGAUCCUUGGGUGGCCCCCUUUCAAAAUUAUCCAAAGAAUUGAAUUCCAUGCAGAACUCUGGUUGCCAUGGCAACCGAAAGGAAAAACUUUAUAAAUCUUCUUGUCCAAAACCACAGGGCCUAGGGCUUUGAUAUCUGGUGUGUGACAUCAUCUAGUGGUCCUCUAUUAUUCAAAUUAUCCCCCUAGGGUCAAAUAUGGUCCCGCCCCGGGGGUCACAUGGUUUAUAUAGACUUAUAUAGGGAAAACUUUGAAAAUCUUCUUGUACAAAACCACAUGGCCUAGGGCUUUGAUAUUUGGUAUGUGGCAUCAUCUAGUGGUCCUCUACCAAGAUUGUUCAAAUUAUCCCACUAGGGUCAAAUGUGGCCCCGCCCCGGGGAUCCCAGGUUAUACAUAGACUUAUAUAGGAAAAAAGUUUAAAAAUUUUCUUGUCUGAAACCACAACACUUAAGACCUUUGAUAUUUGGUUUGUAGCAUUGUCUUAUGGUCCUCAACUAAAAUUGUUCAAAUUGUACCCCUUGGGUGAAAAGAGGCCCUGCCCUGGGGGUCCCAAGUUUAAUAUAGACUUAUAUAGGAAAAAGCUUUAAAAAUCUUCUUGUCUGAAACCGUACGACCUAGUCUUUUGAUAUUUGGUAUGGUGCAUUGUCUAGUAGUCCUCUACAAGAAUUGUUCAAAUUAUGCCCCUGGGGUUAAAAGAGGCCAUGCCCUGGGGUCACUUAGUUAUUAUGUGAGUUAUAUAGGAAAAAUACUUAAAAAAUCAUCUGAUCCUAUUUCCAAGACUGUUUAAUUAUAAUUACCUGAUGACCCCAAGUAAUAUGAAGUCACUUGACUGUAACCUUGACCUACUGACCUACUUUCAUGUUUUUAGCUCACCUGUCACAAAGUGACAAGGUGAGCUUUUGUGAUCGCGUGGCGUCCGUCGUCCGUCCGUGCGUGCGUGCGUGCGUAAACUUUUGCUUGUGACCAAUCUAGAGGUCACAUUUUUCAUGGGAUCUUUAUGAAAGUUGGUCAGAAUGUUCAUCUUGAUGAUAUCUAGGUCAAGUUCGAAACUGGAUCAUGUACGGUCAAAAACUUGGUCAGUAGGUCUAAAAAUAGAAAAACCUUGUGACCUCUCUAGAGGCCAUAUUUCUCAAUGGAUCUUCAUGAAAUUUGGUCAGAAUGUUCACCUUGAUGAUAUCUAGGUCAAGUUUGAAACUGGGUCACGUACGGUCAAAUACUAGGUCAGUAGGUCUGAAAAUAGAAAAACUUUGUGACCUCUCCAGAGGCCAUAUUUUUCAUGGGAUCUUUAUGAAAAUUAGUCAUAAUGUUCAACUUGAUGAUAUCUAGGUCAAGUUCGAAACUAUGUCACGUGUGGUCAAUAACUAGGUCAGUAGAUCUAAAAAUAGAAAAACCUUGUGACCUCUCUAGAGGCCAUAUUUUUCAAGAGAUCUUCAUGGAAAUUGGUCAGAAUGUUCAUAUUGAUGAUAUCUAGGUCAAGUUCGAAACUGGGUCAUGUGCGGUCAAAAACUAGGUCAGUAGGUCUAAAAAUAGAAAAACCUUGUGACGUCUCUUAGAGGCCAUAUUUCUCAAUGGAUCUUCAUGAAAAUUGGUGAGAAUGUUCAGCUUGAUGAUAUCUAGGUCAGGUUCGUAACUGGGUCAUGUGCGGUCAAAAACUAGGUCAGUAGGUCGAAAAAUAGAAAAACCUUGUGACCUCUCUAGAGGCCAUAUUUUUCAUGAGAUCUUCAUGAAAAUUGGUGAGAAUGUUCACCUUGAUGAUAUCUAGAUCAUGUUCAAAAGUGGGUCACGUGCCUUCAAAAACUAGGUCAUUAGGUCAAAUAAUAGAAAAACCUUGUGACCUCUCUAGAGGUCAUAUUUUUCAAUGGAUCUUCAUGAAAAUUGGACAGAAUUUUUUAUCUUGAUGAUAUCUAGGUCACAUGUGCUCAAAAACUAGGUCACUGUGUCAAAUAAUAGAAAUAACAACGUCAUACUCAGUUCAACACUGGGUCAUGUGGGGAUAGGUGAGCGAUUCAGGACCAUCAUUGUCUUCUUGUUUAAGAUACAGCCUUGAAAUUUUGAUGACAUACACAGUUUUGCACACAAAUCGUAAAACUGAAUUUCAUUGACCAUGAAUAUGACCUACUGACUUUCCUAAUAUUUUAUCAUCAGUUUGACAUUUGAAACAUGUAGCUCAUAUUACUCAGGUGAGCGAUCCAGGGUCAUCAUGACCCUCUUGUUUAAAAAUCCCUCAUUAUAUGUGGAUGGUAUGAAUAAUGAUCUGUUCAGACUUCGGUUUCUAUUUGUCUGGCUUAGAUAUUUUUUUAGCAAAAUACAUACUUGUAAAUCCUACAAAAAAGUUGUCAACAAUAUGUAUUGUUGCUUUUUACAAGACAAUGAUUAAGUAAAAUCUAUAAUAAGAUCUGUUGAAAGCAUGAAAUACAAUAAACCAAAAUAAUAGUAGAGUUGGUCUGAUUGAGUGUGUUCAUGAGAGGUAACAACACCUUGUAACCCUUAGCGCAAGCUUGAGUGGAAUGGAACUCUAUUUUACAAAUAGAUAGACUGAAAGCACUGUAUGAUGUCAAAGGAUCAGAAAAUAUAACGACUCUGAUUCCAAGUAUGGAAGGACAUUUUAUGGCUGCCAAAUGGCUUUUAAAGACUGCUGUCUUGAUUGUUAAUAAGAUAUACAGGAUUAAAACCUCCAAUACACGAAGUGACACUUUAAGGUGGUGGAGGUUACCUGUUCAGUAAGUUCUUUCUCUAAAACUGCCUUAAUUUGAACCUGGAAGUGAUCUCUUUACAUUAUUGCCCACUAUUUUUUUUUAUUUCUUUGUAUUUAUAGACAGUGUUAGGUUAUGCAUAUUGUAAGCCUAUACACAAAUAUAUACAUGUAUAUAAAAUAUUUGAAUUAAUGUUCUUUAUUUUGUAGUUCUUUACAUUUAGAAUGCUUUUUUGCAUAACCAGAUGGAUUAAAAAGUACUCAUUGCU